This is a messenger RNA of Nanorana parkeri, 1072 nucleotides long. RefSeq names its product MAD2L1 binding protein (gene MAD2L1BP). Gene Ontology annotation, biological process: regulation of exit from mitosis. Bases 1 to 891 code for a protein of 296 amino acids. The transcript is spliced from 3 exons. Gene Ontology annotation, cellular component: nucleus. The record is from RefSeq and is a predicted model, not a curated record. NCBI's taxonomy places the organism in Eukaryota, Metazoa, Chordata, Amphibia, Anura, Dicroglossidae.
AUGGCGGCAUCAAGUGAACUUCUCUCUGCGUGCACGUCCCCGCUGCUGUCAGCGCAUCUGUACAUCGAAUCAGGAGCCUCUCCUACGUGCGCGUCCCCGCAGCUGCCAGGGCGCACUUCGCACUCCCCAGUCAGCGCGGCCCGAAUCAUGGAGAAGGCGGAGUCAGAUCAGUCGACGAGGAAACCCCGCGGUCGCCCGAAGGCUCCUCACAGACGUGGCUCCAGGGAGGACCUUGAUGUGUCGGUGGUGUUCCCGGGCCUGGUGACCAGAGAGAGCUGCUGCCGCUUCACCUGCGAACUUCUGAAGCACAUCCUGCACCAGAGACACCAACUGCCCCUCCCGUAUGAGGAGCUGCUCCGCACUCACCAGAGGCAACAGGAGGGAGAGGUCAUCAGAAAACCAAUAAAAGAAGUAUCGGAUUCCCGCCAGUGUCAGCGUUCUCUGUCAGCCUUGGAGGAGCUGCUGGUCCAGCUGGAGACUUUGUUCACUCUGACUGCAGUUCCUCAGGUCCUUCUGCUGCUGGGAGGAACUGCAAUGGUCCCCAAGGAGAUGUAUUUGAUCGACAUGGAGGGCGUACAGAUGGGCAACGGAGAGGAGAGCCUGAGCACGCGGCCUUGUCUCCGGCAGCUUUUCCACGCUCUCUUCCUGGCUGACCCGUUCAGUGAUCUCCGGUCCACCUCCCCCAUGAACGUGUCCAUAAUGGUGCAGGGACACAGGGACUGCGGCACAGAGUGGUUCCGGCCUAAACUAAACUACAAAGUGCCCAUCCGGGGCCACACACUGACAAUCAGAAUGUCCUGCAGUUCAUCACAGACCCCCACCACCGCCUAUAGCAAUGAGGAGUACAUCUGGUUCCAGGCACCCAUCACACUGAAAGGAUUCCAUUACUGAGACCCUUCCUUAUGAUCUCUCAUACCAAAGACUGACAAUCCAUUGUGUGCCUUGGGGGUGUACCAUACAUUAAUAAACCUCAGGAGGCUCCACCCAGCCUCGACUUUUCAGGACCUCAACAUGACUUUCACGUGUGGUGUAAUGCACUUUUACUAUUAGGCAACUCAUGAGACGUCAACAU